Messenger RNA from Nymphaea colorata (pocket water lily), 2138 nucleotides. RefSeq names its product threonine synthase, chloroplastic-like. Gene Ontology annotation, molecular function: pyridoxal phosphate binding; threonine synthase activity. Gene Ontology annotation, biological process: L-cysteine biosynthetic process. The transcript has a single exon. The record is from RefSeq and is a predicted model, not a curated record. Lineage: Eukaryota; Viridiplantae; Streptophyta; Magnoliopsida; Nymphaeales; Nymphaeaceae. Gene Ontology annotation, cellular component: cytoplasm. The coding region runs from base 186 to 1787 and encodes 533 amino acids.
CCACUCCUGUUGGGUUUGCCACUCGCGCAAAGCCCUAGUCGCCCGGCUGCUGCCUCUCUACUCUCCUUCCUUCUGUGAGGAUCAGAGGGAGAGAGCCUCGUCUCCGUCAUCAUCGUACUGUCGUCGUCGUCGUCGUCGUCGUCAUUGGUUGAGAGGUAGCAGAAACUGCUAAGUGGGGAGGGAUCAUGGCGGCCGCAUCGUUCUCUACUGUGCUUCACCCGUCCUCCUCUUCCUCCUCCUCUCUCAGAGACAGAGUGUCUCCCACUACCAUCAUUCACCAACGGCUGCCUUCUUCCGUGUUCUGUUAUGGUAGCAGAAGGAGGGGAUUAAGCAGCGGCGUCACAGCUUCCGUCGUGCAGCCGUCGAAGCACCGGCGCCCGGCGGACGAAAGCAUCCGCGAGGAGGCUGCACGGAAGUUGCACAGCAACGGCGCCGAAAGCCACGGAUUCUCGGCCAAGUACGUGCCGUUCAACGCGCCGCUCGACACGGAGGAGGAGUACUCCCUCGAUGAGAUCGUGUACAGGAGCCGCUCCGGCGCGCUGCUCGACGUCCGGCACGACAUGGAGGCGCUGAAGAAGUUCGAUGGGGAGUACUGGAAGAACCUUUUCGACUCUAGGGUGGGGAAGACGACCUGGCCGUACGGCUCCGGCGUCUGGAGCAAGAAGGAAUGGGUGCUGCCGGGGAUAGACAGCGACCACAUCGUCAGCGCGUUCGAGGGAAACUCCAACCUUUUCUGGGCAGAGCGCUACGGCAAGGAGGUGUUGGGCAUGAACGACCUGUGGGUGAAGCACUGCGGCAUCAGCCAUACCGGCAGCUUCAAGGACCUCGGCAUGACCGUCCUGGUCAGCCAGGUGAACCGCCUGAGGAAGCUCAAUCGGCCCCUUGUCGGCGUUGGCUGCGCCUCCACUGGCGAUACCUCCGCCGCCCUCUCUGCCUACUGCGCCGCCGCGGGCAUUCCCGCCAUUGUCUUCCUCCCCGCCAACCGCAUCUCCAUGGCCCAGCUCGUCCAGCCCAUUGCCAAUGGUGCCUUCGUCCUCAGCCUCGACACCGACUUUGACGGCUGCAUGCGGUUGAUCCGGGAAGUCACCGCUGAGCUCCCCAUAUACUUGGCUAAUUCUCUCAACAGCCUCAGGCUGGAGGGCCAGAAGACGGCCGCAAUCGAGAUCUUGCAGCAGUUCGACUGGGAGGUGCCGGAUUGGGUCAUCGUCCCCGGCGGCAAUCUCGGCAACAUAUAUGCCUUCUACAAGGGCUUUCAUAUGUGCAAGGAAUUGGGCCUGGUUGACAGGAUUCCGCGCCUCGUCUGCGCGCAGGCAGCCAAUGCCAACCCUCUUUACCUCCAUUACAAGUCGGGGUGGGCGGAUUUCAAGCCAGUGAAGGCUGGAGAGACGUUUGCCUCGGCAAUUCAGAUAGGAGAUCCUGUUUCUAUCGACAGGGCUGUGUAUGCACUUCAGAAGUCCGACGGCAUCGUCGAGGAGGCGACGGAGGAGGAGCUAAUGGAUGCCAUGGCGCAGGCAGAUCUCUCAGGGAUGUUCAUAUGCCCCCACACUGGCGUUGCUUUGGCCUCACUGAUCAAGCUUAGGAACAGUGGAGUGAUUGGUAAAACCGAUCGAACUGUGGUGGUUAGCACUGCCCAUGGAUUGAAGUUUACGCAAUCGAAGAUUGCUUACCACUCCAAGGAGAUUGAAGAGAUGGCGUGCCGGUUUGCUAACCCGCCGGUUCAGGUGAAGGCCGAUUUCGGAUCAGUGAUGGAUGUGCUAAAGAAGAAACUGGCAUCCUUUGGGCUGUGAAUUUAGAGGCGUACUGGAACUGGUUGUCUUGCUUCAGCGACAGUUGUAAGUCUAAAUGUGUGAUUGUGUACUGGAGAAGAGUUUCGUAGUUAGUUUAGCUUCUUCAUCCUACUGCAGAAUUGGUCUUUUGGAACGUGCAAUGAAGUGGAUAUUUAUCAGUUAUCCAUCUUAAUGGGAAAUCAUUUCUUCAAAGAACAUGGGGUGAUGUUAUUAGAUAACAGACUCGUAACAUUCUUGUAUCUCAUGCGCACAUUAAGUGGUUAUGCAGGAUCACCCGAGAAAAAGACUGAGGUUUUGUACUUGUUUUCGGUAUUUAGUGAAAUAAACUGUCUGAGAAAGCUUCGACUUAAA